AUGUCAGAAUCAUUUGAAGAUAAACUGAAGACUAGAGGAUUAGAAUGGUCCAUUAACUUUUUAGAAAAAUGUGGUAAAGAAGGUCAUCGAUUAUCAACUCAAUUCAAAUUACUAUUAAAAACUAAAUCAUUAAUCAAAACAAAUGAAACAGAAACAGAAACAGAUUUAAAAUCAGUCAAUCUGAGUGAUUAUUUAGAAAACAUCAUUCAUCACUUACAAGAAAGUUCAAUCAAUCAAUCAUCAUCUCAUCAAACCAUUCUAGAUAGUUUAAGUGCUAAUGCACUACUCUUUAAAAACUCUUUGAAUUAUUUUCCAGAUGAACUUGAGAAGAUCUUUAUUGCUACAGAUUUUCCACUUUGGUUCACUUACCUUGCUCUUCAAUUGCUUUAUAAGUUUGAAGUUCAAGCUUUAAGGAUCACGGGUUUGGUUAAUUUUUUAAAUCAAUUACCUCCACCGGAAAUUCAAACUUGUCUUAGGUUUCAAUUGGCACAUGCUCAUUUAUUGUUAGAUAAAAUCGAUUGGGCUACUCAUUAUAUUGAUCAAAUUGAAGCUGAAGUGACAUUCAAACAUGAUAAUACUCUUAACACUGAACUUUUGUUUCUAAGUACCAGAAGAGAUUUUCAUCAAGCUAAAUUCGAAUCAGCAUCCAAAAACUUAUACACACUUCUUUCUCAAAAUAAUCAAACCAACAAAGAUAUUUAUUUAGAUUUAUACAUAAUUUCUUUAAUACUUUCUAAUCCAUGUAAGAAAAGGUAUGAAAAAAUUAAACAAUUUAAUCAGAUCAUCAAAUUGAAAACUAGUUUACCAUUUUAUGAAAUCUUGGAAAACUUUUCAAAUGAAGAAAUGAUUUUAGAUUUACCUAAUCAUCCUCAAUGUUUAACUCGAAGAUUGAUUGAAAAAGGAGUUUUGUUGAAAAGUUUAAGGUUACAUAAUCUUUGGGUUAGAUCUAAAUCCGUUGAAUCUCCAUUAGCUUUGAUUGAUUUACCUAUCACUUUAGGAUUCAAAACUUCUACUUCUGUAGCACAAGAUUUACUUCAAGAAUUAAUUGAUGAUAAGACUAUACGAGUUAGGAUUGAGGGAAAGAUGAUCACUUUUUUGGAUGAGAAGGAUGUCGAUCAAUUGGGUGAUAAGGAUUUGGAUCCUGAUCAUCAUAGAUUGAAUUCCAAUUCACUGGGUUCUGAUUCUCAGUUAAUUACCUCUACUCAAGUUGAUGAAAAUGAAAAUCAUCAAACCAGUUUGAUUCAUAGAGCUUUUCAUCCUUUUAGAAAUCUUCCAUCAUUUCCUUUAAUCGAAUCUCAACCUCACCAAUCAACCUCAUCACUCAAUCUGCAAAACCAAUUACCAAAUCUCAACGAUAUCUUUCCAGAUCAUGAUGAACCUUUAGAAAAUUUUCUUCCACCUACCUCGAAUACAUCAUCACCAAUCACUUAUUUAAAUGAUCAUCAAUCAAAACCUGAUCAAUCAAAUCGAAACGAAAAGAAUCAAACGAUUAAUUUAAUUUCGGAAUCUGAGAAUGGAUCAUCUGGACCAGCACUUUCGACACCAAGAUCAGAAGGAAGACAAAAACGACGGAAAUCGAAUCCAGAACCAUCUACUUCUAAUCAUCCUCACCAUGAUAAACUUGAAACUACAUUUUCAGAUAGUAGUAGUUCUUCUUCAUCUGGUUCAUCUGAUGUAGAUUAUACACCACAUACUUCUACUGCUUUACCAGCUUUCAUGAGUGUGAAAGCUACUAAAAACAAACUUCAUUCUAAACCUCGUGUUUCUAGAUCUUCUAGAAUUCAAAGAAUUGGAAUAACUGAAGAUCGAUUUGAUUAUCUUGUGAAAGUUGAAUUUAAUCCGAAUUAUCGACCUAAUAAUCUACCACUUUUAAAUCAAGAUGAGUUGGAUAAGAUCGUUUCAGUUGACUAUUUGAAGAAGAAUAUGGAAUUGAUAAAUGAUAGUCUUAGACACAACAGUAAAGGUCAAACGAUCCACCCAAAUCGAUUUAUUUCAAGACUAAAAGACCAUUCAAGUUACCCAUCAUUAACAAGUUACGCCAAAGAAGUGAUCGAAGGCAAUUUUCGAAAAUAUCUAGAAUUCUAUACUUUAAGAUCUACGCUUAGUUUACCUACCAGUAUUUUAAAGAUCUUGAUUUGGUUUGAAGUUGGAAACGUAUUUUCAUUUAAUACUGUUAGGAAUUAUUUACAUAUCUUUGGUUUGUUGACUCCGAUUUUGGAUCAGAUCUUGUGGGAAGAUGGUCAUGCUAUCGAUCUCGGAUUGGGUGUGGAGGAGCUUGGUAGGAAUGAGACUGGUGUUAAGGAUCAUUCGCUUUGGAAGGAUUUGGUUAGGGUUAGGAAGGAUCAAGAAAUGGUUUAUUAA
This is a messenger RNA of Melampsora larici-populina 98AG31, 2361 nucleotides long. RefSeq lists its product as uncharacterized. The record is from RefSeq and is a predicted model, not a curated record. Bases 1 to 2361 code for a protein of 786 amino acids. The transcript has 5 exons. NCBI's taxonomy places the organism in Eukaryota, Fungi, Basidiomycota, Pucciniomycetes, Pucciniales, Melampsoraceae.